Otolemur garnettii (small-eared galago) is the source of this 4777-nucleotide messenger RNA. RefSeq names its product fibroblast growth factor receptor 3 (gene FGFR3). Gene Ontology annotation, molecular function: ATP binding; fibroblast growth factor receptor activity; fibroblast growth factor binding. The record is from RefSeq and is a predicted model, not a curated record. Gene Ontology annotation, cellular component: signaling receptor complex; membrane. Gene Ontology annotation, biological process: positive regulation of kinase activity; fibroblast growth factor receptor signaling pathway; protein phosphorylation. Bases 124 to 2538 code for a protein of 804 amino acids. The transcript has 18 exons. NCBI's taxonomy places the organism in Eukaryota, Metazoa, Chordata, Mammalia, Primates, Galagidae.
GCCGGGCUCCUGCGCCUGCCAGUCUCCCGAGCGGCUCCCUCCUCCCGCCGGUGCGGAGCUGGGCGGUGGGGGACAGCAUGCCCGCGCGCGCCGCGUGAGGACGCCGCGGCCCCCGUCCUCGUCAUGGGCACCCCGGCCUGCGCCCUCGUGUUCUGCGUGGCCGUGGCCGUGGUGGCCGGUGUCGCCUCAGAGCCCCCGGGCACGGAGCAGCGCGUCGCUGGGAAAGCGGCAGAGGGCCCGGGGCUGGAUUCUGGCCAGCAGGAACAGCUGGUGUUCAGCAGUGGGGACAUCGUGGAGCUGAGCUGCCACCCACCUGGAGGUGGUCCUGUGGGGCCCACUGUCUGGGACAAGGAUGGCAUGGGGCUGGUGCCCUCAGAGCGUGUCCUGGUGGGGCCACGGCGGCUGCAGGUGCUGAACGCCUCCCAGGAGGACGCUGGGGCGUACAGCUGCCGGCAGCGGCUCACCCGGCGCCUGCUCUGCAACUUCAGUGUGCGUGUGACAGAUGCUCCAUCCUCAGGAGAUGAUGAAGAUGGUGAGGAUGAAGCUGAAGACGCAGGGGCCCCUUACUGGACUAGGCCUGAGCGGAUGGACAAAAAGCUGCUGGCUGUGCCGGCCGCCAACACUGUCCGCUUCCGCUGCCCAGCUGCUGGCAACCCCACUCCUUCCAUCUCCUGGCUGAAGAAUGGCAAGGAGUUCCGUGGCGAGCAUCGCAUCGGGGGCAUCAAGCUUCGGCACCAGCAGUGGAGCCUGGUCAUGGAGAGCGUGGUACCCUCGGACCGGGGCAACUACACCUGUGUGGUGGAAAACAAGUUCGGCAGCCUGCGGCAGACAUACACGCUGGAUGUGCUGGAGCGCUCUCCACACCGUCCCAUCCUGCAGGCGGGGCUGCCAGCCAACCAGACAGCAGUGCUUGGCAGUGACGUGGAGUUCCACUGCAAGGUGUAUAGUGAUGCGCAGCCGCACAUCCAGUGGCUGAAGCACGUGGAGGUGAAUGGCAGCAAGGUGGGCCCCGACGGCACGCCCUACGUCACUGUGCUUAAGUCCUGGAUCAGUGAGAGCGCGGAGGCAGACGCGCGCCUCCGCCUGGCCAAUGUGUCGGAGCGGGAUGGGGGCGAGUACCUCUGUCGAGCCACCAAUUUCAUAGGCGUGGCUGAGAAGGCCUUUUGGCUGCGCGUUCACGGGCCCCAAGCAGCUGAGGAGGAGCUGGCAGAAGCCGGCGAGGCCAGCAGCGUGUACACGGGUGUCCUCAGCUACGGGGCGGGCUUCUUCCUGUUCAUCUUGGUGGUGGCAGCCGUGACACUCUGCCGCCUGCGCAGCCCCCCAAAGAAGGGCCUGGGCUCACCCACCGUGCACAAGAUCUCACGUUUCCCACUGAAGCGACAGGUGUCCUUGGAGUCCAACUCGUCCAUGAGCUCCAACACGCCGCUGGUCCGCAUUGCCCGCCUGUCCUCAGGAGAGGGCCCCACACUAGCCGAUGUCUCUGAGCUCGAGCUGCCAGCUGACCCCAAGUGGGAGCUGCCCCGGGCCAGGCUCACGCUGGGCAAGCCUCUGGGGGAAGGAUGCUUCGGCCAGGUGGUCAUGGCAGAGGCCAUCGGCAUUGACAAGGACCGAGCUGCCAAGCCUGUCACCGUGGCUGUGAAGAUGCUGAAAGACAAUGCCACUGACAAGGACCUGUCGGACUUGGUAUCGGAGAUGGAGAUGAUGAAGAUGAUCGGCACGCACAAGAACAUCAUCAACCUGCUGGGGGCCUGCACACAGGGUGGGCCCUUGUACGUGUUGGUGGAGUAUGCGGCCAAGGGCAACCUGCGUGAGUACCUGCGGGCACGGCGGCCCCCGGGCAUGGACUACUCCUUUGACACUUGCAAGCUGCCGGAGGAGCAGCUCACCUUCAAGGACCUGGUGUCCUGUGCCUACCAGGUGGCCCGAGGCAUGGAGUACCUGGCCUCCCAGAAGUGCAUUCACAGGGACUUGGCCGCCCGCAACGUGCUUGUGACUGAGGACAACGUGAUGAAGAUCGCAGACUUCGGCCUGGCUCGAGACGUGCACAACCUGGACUACUAUAAAAAGACCACAAACGGCCGGCUGCCUGUGAAGUGGAUGGCGCCUGAGGCCCUGUUUGACCGUGUCUACACCCACCAGAGUGAUGUCUGGUCCUUUGGGGUCCUGCUCUGGGAGAUCUUCACGCUAGGAGGCUCACCCUAUCCUGGUGUCCCUGUUGAGGAGCUCUUCAAGCUGCUGAAAGAAGGCCACCGCAUGGACAAGCCAGCCAACUGCACACAUGACCUGUACAUGAUCAUGCGUGAGUGCUGGCAUGCUGCGCCCUCUCAGAGGCCCACCUUCAAGCAGUUGGUGGAGGACCUGGACCGCAUACUCACUGUGACAUCCACCGAUGAAUACCUGGACCUGUCAGUGCCCUUUGAGCAGUACUCCCCGGGUGGCCAGGACACCCCCAGCUCCAGCUCCUCUGGGGAUGACUCUGUGUUUGCCCAUGAGCUGCUGCCCCCGGCCCUGCCCAGCAGCGGGGGCCCGAGGACGUGAAGGCCAUCAGCUUGCAGUCUGAGCCCCCAGCAAUGUGAGAGGGGACGCCAGCCCACCCUGGGCUGCUGGUGUGUGGUCCCCCAGGCCAGAACCUGGUACAGACCGACAGACCAACAGUGCUUCACGCCUGUGUGUGCACGUGUGAGCACUGCGGCUGGUGCAGCCAUCCUGAGGCCUGUGCUGCUGUGCUGUUACCUCCUAAGCAGGUCCUCUGCACCGAGGGGUCGAAGUAAAGAAUGUAAAGGGUCCUCCCCUCGAUCCCCCAGGGGCAGGCACUGAGCCAGACUGCCCAGACUCAGCCCCUGCCUGGCCCUCUGUGCCCCACGGGAGUGUCACGGGUCAGGGGCUGAGACCUCCAGUGCCCAGAGCUGAGCCUGCAGAAUAGCCCUCUUCCGACACCCCCCACCUCUACCCAAUUGGCACCUGCUGGGGGCGAGUAUCAGUACCCAGUGCCUCUUCCUGCCGCCUUGCUUCCCUCCCCCUCAGACUGAAAUUACGGGUACCUGAAGGUAGAAGCCUUUAACCUCUAUCCACAAAGUUUAUUCUAGAAACGAGUGUACAUUUAUAUAAAUAGCAUUGUGUAUAUGAUAUACAUACGUAUAUAUAAAAGUAUCUAUGGGAGAGGCUGCACACUGAGACCUGGGGUGCUGAGGUGGGGGUGGCCCUGGUGGGGAGGUCCCCAGGGAACUCGCUGUUGACACAACACAAAUGCAGGCAGGGGUGCAGGCACUUUUCUGGCACCACAGUUUUGUUUUAAAAAUUGUACUUGGACCUGUAUAUUUGUACAGCUAUUUAUCGACCUCCAGCACCCUUGUCACCUGCAUCACCCCCUCAUAGCUUUUAGCCAGCCCCACAGCAUACAGAAUUUUAGGUUUUAAGUUAUUAACAGCUGAGGGUUACAGAGAAUGUGCCCAGCCGUGCCUGAGCUAGAGUUGCCUGCAGAGCCUUGAAGGCCGCUAAUAGUUGGAGGUGAUUCGGGGAGGAUAUUUUAUUUCCUUUGCAGGGGAAUUAGAUUUCUAUAGGAUUUUUCUUUAGGAGAUUUAUUUUUUUUGGACUUUAAGGCAAGCUGGUAUUUUCAUUCAAAUUCUCCUUGCUGCGUGUUCUGGGCAAGGAGGCAGUUUCCAGGGAAGGGCCUGCCCUGCGUGCAGGUUCAGAUGUUAUUAGAUGUUACAAGUUUAUAUAUAUCUAUAUAUAUAAUUUAUUGAGUUUUUACAAGAUGUAUUUGCUGUAGACUUAACACUUCUUACGCAAUGCUUCUAGAUUGUUAUAGCCUGGACUGCUGCCUUUCAAAGCUUGGGAGAGAAGCCGUGAAUUCAGUUUUGUUACUUUGUGCCGUUAAUGGCCUGAGUUGGGGUGGUUGUCCCUUACUCGUGGGCUGUGCGGUGGCUCAGGGUGGUCUCUUCUUGCAGCCUAGUGCUUGGUGACUACAGUGUGACCCAAACCAGUAGACAUAAUCUUGUGAGCCCAGCAGAUAUACUUUCCCAAUAAAGCAAGAAGACUGUUUCCCACCCUGCCCUGGGCUCCUUGCCUUCUGUAUGGGACCCUGGGCUGCUCCUUGUGGGGUCAUUUGCCCCUAAGGAGGUUGGGAGGGCUCCAAACCUGUGGACUGGCUGGAGGACUCCAGGGUGAGGAUGCAGUCUGGUGUUGGUGGUAGGCCCUGGUGGGAGCUCAGAGAAUGAGCUCUGGGUGAGCCAGCUCCCUGGCUGCCCCCAGCUCAUGGGGGUCAUGUUCAGGCGCUUGUGUAGGUCUGAGGGGCCCCCUUGGCCCCCAGCACCUGCCUGCUUAAUUGCCUGAGGAGAGGAGCUUUCUAGGUGUCCCAACAUGGAGCUGCCUAUAAACAGAGUGAUUUCAGUAGAGUGCAGUCCACACAGGUGAUGGCCUUUCUCCUGGCCAGCUUCUCUCCCCCUAGCCUGGCCACCUGCUAAGGGCUCCACAGGUUCCCCCCUCCAUGCCAGCCAUGCCUGUGCCUUUCAGCAGACCUCUCCCAUCCUCCCAUGGUCACAGCCUGAGCAGGGUGGGAGUGAGUUUGGGAGGAGGCAGGCAUGAUUCCACCUCACAUACCACCUGAUCUGGGAGCCUCGUUCCCAUUGUAAGUUGGAACUCACUUUCCAGGCGAGGGCAUUUCUGGCCCAUUUUCUGGGUAGGCUGUUAGGGCCUAACCCUAUUGAGUGCUUGUCAGGGCAGCAGCUUCCUGACGGGGUGGGCACAGCGACUUUGAAAAGAGCAUCAUGCCCCCCAC